AUGAGUAAUUUUACCCAAUUUAUUGACAAAGAAACCGAUAGUUUCUACGGUGUGGAUUUAUCGUAUAAUAAUAAUGUUAUAAAAUGCAUUUUGUUCGAUAUGCAACAUGUCUGGAUAGAGGAAAUAAAUAAGGAGGAAAUGUUACAGCGUCAAAAGUUGCUGAACUCGAGCAUCAAUUAUAAUGAAGAGCUCAUCAAAAGCACCCUGCUCUCGGGAGGUGCUACGAUUGAUAAGUUAACAAAAGAACCAGACGCAGUGCAACUCGUGGUAAAGUAUUACGUGAAGGAGUACCCUGUUCUUUUCCAUUUUAAUUUGAAGUUAGGUACACCAGAGCAGCUUUCCUCGUGCAUUAUAAUGCCGUUGUGGCGCACUGCUCUGUUAUUGAGCGCUAAGAAUAAAGCGUUGAGAGAAGAACUGGAAUUGAAGGAUAUUGAGAUUGCCCAAUACUGUACCGAAGGGGCUAUAUUGAAAAGAACCUCCAUUAGAACGGCUAAGUUCGAUGCGAAAAAAUUCGAUGAAGAAUUUCCUAUGCAAAUCAACAAUCAAAAUGUGAAUGUUCAGCAUCUGCUCGAUAAUCAGGAAAUGCGCACUAUGACUAUGAAGGCCGUGGGCAUUCCCAUAAUCCCAAGGCCAAAACCUGGACCCAAGAACCGCAACUCCAAACCCAAUAACUCGGCUGUAGCAAGCCCUGCUAAACCGAAAAGCCCAGUAUGGAUCGGAAAACGCAAAAUGGUUUUGAAUUUGAAACGUCUUCAGAAAGGCGUCGAUUACGAUGUUGAUGAAAGCGAGUAGUAACGGCUUGUACUUUAAAAACGUUCCAGAAAAGCAUCGAUCCAAUGGAUACGAUCAUUCCUUCUGCCUUAACGCAGCGCUUACCAAGCGUGUUGCUUGAUUUCCAGUUUCGUUUAUAGUAUUAACAUUGUUCAAACUAACACAUAUAUUGAUACUACCCUUUCAACAAACAUGUUCGCGCCAGGACGUAAUCGUCC
Molecule: messenger RNA, 989 nt
Organism: Anopheles nili
Lineage: Eukaryota; Metazoa; Arthropoda; Insecta; Diptera; Culicidae
Product: non-homologous end-joining factor 1-like
Exons: 4
Coding region: 1-792 (263 amino acids)
Biological process (GO): double-strand break repair via nonhomologous end joining
Cellular component (GO): nucleus; DNA ligase IV complex
Molecular function (GO): DNA end binding
Source: RefSeq, a predicted model, not a curated record